This is a messenger RNA of Trichosurus vulpecula (common brushtail), 2368 nucleotides long. RefSeq names its product spermatogenesis associated 5 like 1 (gene AFG2B). The transcript has 9 exons. The record is from RefSeq and is a predicted model, not a curated record. Gene Ontology annotation, molecular function: ATP binding; ATP hydrolysis activity. Lineage: Eukaryota; Metazoa; Chordata; Mammalia; Diprotodontia; Phalangeridae. Bases 1 to 2301 code for a protein of 766 amino acids.
AUGGCUCUGGACUCCGGGCUCCCCGUGGCCGAUCCGCUUCUGAAGCUGCUACCGCCGGACUCCAGGGACCGCGGGACGCAGCGCUGCCGCCUGGGCCCUUCUGCCCUCCGCGCCCUGAGGGUGCGCUUGGGCGCUACACUUGUAGUCAUCCUGCCGGACGGCGGCUCCUGCAUCUGCACCGCUUGGCCGCGGCGCGACUUGUCCGACGGCUUCGUGCAGCUUGACCCGGGGUGCGCGAGCCCCGGCGCAGCCACGGAGCCGUGGGGUCCAGGCCGGAGCAUCCGCUUGAGCAGCCUCCGUGCGGUGCCCUGCCCGCCUCUACGGAGCGUCACCGUGUGGCCCGUGCUGCGAGAGCCGCCGGCUGCGGACGGGGCCUCGGUUCUGGAGGCGGCGCAGGAGCUGCUGCGGAACCGGCCCGUCGGGGUGUGCUCAGUGCUGACGGCUCCUCCGGGCUCCGCCGGCCCGGUGGCCGCCGUGCACGUGCUCGGAGGCGACCCCAGUCCAGAGCCCGCUGGGCUAGUCACGCCACGCACCCGCGUCGAGCUGAGGGAGCCCUCGGUGCCCCCGGCCCCGGAGCCACCCGCGGAGGCGACCCUGGGCGGGCUGGGGGAGGCGGCCUCCGCGCUGCGGGAGCUCCUGCGCCUGCCGCACCUGCACGCCCGCGCCUUGGCGGGGCUCGGCGUUUCUGUUCCCCGCGGGCUCCUGCUCGUCGGGCCGCCCGGCGUGGGCAAGACGCAGCUGGUGAGAGCCGUGGCCCGGGAGGCGCGUGCCCGGCUGCUGGCUGUGAGCGGCCCGGAGCUGCAGGGUGCGCGGCCCGGCGAGACCGAGGAGAACGUGCGCCGGGUGUUCGCUCGGGCCCGGGAGCUGGCACGGCGAGGGCCCGCCCUCCUCUUCAUCGACGAGCUGGACGCGCUGUGUCCCCGGCGGGGCGGCUCGCGCGGAGCCCCCGAGAGCAGAGCCGUGGCCCAGGUGCUCACCCUGAUGGACGGCGUGGGCAGCGAGCGUCGCGUCCUCCUGGUGGCCGCCACCAACCGGCCCGACGCCUUGGACCCGGCGCUGCGCAGGCCUGGCCGUCUGGACCGCGAGAUCAUCAUCGGGACACCCACCCUGAAGCAAAGGAAAGAUAUUCUGCAAGUGAUAACUUCCAAGAUGCCUGUCUCCAGUAAUGUGGAUCUGCUUCACUUGGCAGAAAUGACAACUGGCUACGUCGGAGCUGAUCUGGCAGCCCUGUGCAGAGAGGCUGCCAUGCAGGCCGUGCGUCACUCUGGUAAGAAUCCUGAAAAUCCUGUGAUUGAUGCAGCAGAUUUCUUUGAGGCCUUUAAAAAGAUUCAGCCUUCUUCCUUCCGAAGUUUCAUUGGACUAACAGACAUUAAACCUGUUAGCUGGGAACAGAUUGGUGGCCUUGAAGAUGUGAAGUUAAAAUUAAAGCAGAGUGUUGAAUGGCCUUUGAAAUUCCCUCGGGAAUUUGCUAGGAUGGGCCUGAAGCCACCUAAAGGUAUCCUUCUUUACGGACCCCCGGGAUGUGCUAAAACCACGCUAGUGAGAGCUGUGGCCACAAGCUGUCAUUGCUCUUUCGCUUCAGUAAGUGCUGCUGAUCUCUUCUCGCCUUUUGUUGGUGAUUCAGAAAAAGUCUUGGCUCAGGUUUUUCGACAAGCAAGAGCUAAUACUCCAGCAAUUGUAUUUUUGGAUGAAAUUGAUUCAAUCUUGGGAUCCCGAUCCAUCAACAAAACUGAAAAUGGUAUUCAGGAGAGAGUUCUUUCUGUCCUCCUCAACGAAUUGGAUGGUGUUGGACUCAAGACAAUAGAAAGGAGAGGAAAUAAAUUGAGGUUGCAGGAUAACUCUGAGGAGCAGAGAGAAAAUGAGGUACAGUCAGAGCUAGAGUUUCAAGAGGUUUUUAAUCAAAAUGUCAUGAUAAUUGCUGCAACAAACCGACCAGAUGUAUUAGAUGAUGCCUUAUUACGACCUGGAAGACUAGACAAGCUUAUUUAUAUUCCACCUCCAGAUCAGAAGGACAGACUUUGUAUUUUGAAAAUCUGCACUAAAAAUACACCUCUGGGUCCUGAUGUAUCUUUAGAAAACUUAGCAGCAAAAACUGGCUUUUUCUCUGGAGCUGACCUUGGAAAUCUCUGCAAGGAAGCUGCUUUGCUGGCUCUAGAAGAAAAUGGACUGGAAGCAACCACAGUGAGUCAGGAGCACUUUCUGAAAUCACUGAAAACUAUAAAACCAUCCUUAUGCCAUCAAGAUUUGGCUCUUUGUGAAGGAUUUCAAAAACAAGAAUUCUCCAGUUUAGAAAAUCUUUAGUUUACUUUUAUAGUCUUUUCCAUGAAUAAACUAAAAUAUGUGGGGUUUUUUCCCCUACAUUUCAGAA